Molecule: messenger RNA, 1043 nt
Organism: Megalops cyprinoides (Indo-Pacific tarpon)
Lineage: Eukaryota; Metazoa; Chordata; Actinopteri; Elopiformes; Megalopidae
Gene: fam168b
Product: family with sequence similarity 168 member B
Exons: 7
Coding region: 310-897 (195 amino acids)
Source: RefSeq, a predicted model, not a curated record
GAUUUUUCUUGUUUAGCAAAGUCGCAGUGGUCACAACCGCACUCAAGGUCCGCACCUCACCAUUCCAGACAUCUCAGAAAGCCAUUCACCCCCGUCACAUGAUAGAGGUCUCACUAACACAGGGGAGCCUCAAUGGCCCCAAUACUCGGAAGUGACGCUUGUAGGUGUAGGUUUGGUUGGUGCGCAGUAAUCGCAUAGGAGAGGAGACAGUGAAGAAGAAUAUCAAAAAUCACAAAGGAGAAUUUCCAAUAAAGAUAAGGACCGUGUUCGGUAAGAAAGGGCAGAAAAACGUACAGAAAGAUCUGCAGCAUGAACCCUGUUUAUAGCCCUGCACCAUCAGGGGUCCCUUAUGCAAACCCAAAGGGAAUAGCCUACCCUGGUUUUCCUGUUGGCUAUGCAGCUGCUGCACCUGCGUACUCACCCAACAUGUACCCCGGGGCCAACACUGCCUUCCCCACAGGUUAUACCCCAGGCACACCAUACAAAAUGUCAUGCUCCCCGACCACUGGCACUGUCCCACCUUACUCCUCAUCACCCAACCCAUACCCGACAGCUGUGUACCCUGUGAGAAGCUCCUACCCCCAGCAGAACCCCUACGCCCAGCAGCAAGGCACUUACUACACACAGCCACUAUACGCUGCGCCUCCACAUGUCAUCCAUCACACCACAGUGGUCCAGCCCAACGGGAUGCCAGCUGCCAUGUACGCGCCCCCGAUGCCCCCUCCCCGUGGCAACGGCGUCGCCAUGGGAAUGGUAGCAGGGACCACUAUGGCAAUGUCAGCAGGGACUUUGUUGACGACCCACUCUCCGACCCCAGUAGCGCCCCACCCAGUCACGAUGCCCACAUACCGGCCACCUGGCACGCCGGCCUAUAGCUACGUGCCCCCGCAGUGGUGAACAGCUGGCAGUGUUGAAGAUGGUAGAUAUGCAUUCAUUUUCAGUCCAGUAUUGUAAGAUUGGUGCUGAAGCCCUGAUGUCUCCAACCAGGAUUUCAUUCUUCCAAAAAUAAAAAGUUUCUGAAUCAGUCAUGGGGAAAAAAAAAA